Messenger RNA from Vitis vinifera (wine grape), 854 nucleotides. RefSeq lists its product as uncharacterized. The record is from RefSeq and is marked validated. The transcript has a single exon. Lineage: Eukaryota; Viridiplantae; Streptophyta; Magnoliopsida; Vitales; Vitaceae. The coding region runs from base 169 to 522 and encodes 117 amino acids. Gene Ontology annotation, biological process: lipid transport.
CUGCUUUAUUUAUUGACAUAGCGAGCAGCGAUUGGGUUCUUGGAAUUUACUUAAUGGAAAUUAAAUUUCUCCCCUUAGCCUGUUUCUUGUGGGGUUUUAGCUCUUUCCUUGUGGGGCUCUCUCAUCAGUCUCAUCAGUCUCUAUAAAUUGAGAAGCUUCCCAAGCCAAAUGAACCAUCAACUCAUCCUCUCUCUCUCUUUCUCUCUCUCUCUCUCUCUUUCAACCAUAUCUGUGAGAGCAAAAAUGAAGGUAUCAUAUAUUGCAGUUUGUGCCGUACUGGUGCUACUCCUUGCUGAAGCACACAUCACAGUGGCAGUAACAUGCAGCCCCACGGAACUGAGCUCUUGCGUUGGUGCAAUCACAUCAUCAACUCCACCGUCUAAACUAUGCUGUAGCAAGAUCAAGGAACAGAAGCCUUGCCUUUGCCAGUACCUCAAGAACCCCAACCUCAAGAAGUUUGUCAACUCCCCUAAUGCCAGGAAGGUUGCUAGCACUUGUGGGACUCCCAUCCCUAAGUGCUAGAUAACUAGAUUUUAAAUUUUCUUCUCUAUGUCUCUCUUUCUAGAUAUAUAUAUAUAUAUAAAUAUCCUCUGCAUGCAUCUUUCUAUAUAGUUUCAUGGAUAGGUAGAGAGACUAGGGAGAGAAAAAGGUAUUAUAUAUCCGGUGUGGUCUACCACAUACUGGUUGUUGCAGGAGGCUAGUAGCUGUAGUGGAAAUAAUGUUGGGGUCAUGGCUACAUGUCCCUGGCUGAUUUUACUUUUGCUCUGUCUCUCUUGUUCUUCUUUUCUUAUGGCCUUUGGUUACUAGUUGUAAUGAAGGUUUGAAUAUGGAAUUAUCAAAUAAAUCUUUCACUC